CUCAGCCUGUUCUGCUAAUAUCUUGGACAAGGUAUCAAAUUCCAGUUGUCUAGUGGAAUGCAAAUUGGUCAAAGUCCCUGAUGUACUUUCAGUUUAUAUGCAGGUGUCUUUGCAGAAAUGCUACCCAGCAAAAUUGGGCAGCAGCUGGGUCACCCCACUCAGUCUCUGCUCGGAUGGAUGGUGAAAAGAUUCCUUCUCUGGCACAACGAGGUGCUGGAGAAGAAUGCUGUGAGGCUGUGUGGGAUCCAGCCGGAUGACACGGUCCUGGAGGUGGGGUUCGGACCAGGCCUGGGGCUGGAGUUCGCUGCCUCCCUCUUGUCUGGCACCAGGGGAAAGCUGUUUGGGGUGGACUAUUCAGAAUUCAUGUGCAAGUUAGCCAGCAAGAGGGUCCAGGGCCACAUUGCCAGUGGAAAAGUGACCCUGUAUCAUGACAGGGUAGAGUCCAUGCCUUUCCCCGACAGCACCGUGGACAAGGUCUUCCACUGCAACUGCUACUACUUCUGGCCUGACCUGAGGGCUGGGACUGCAGAGAUCCACAGGGUGAUGAAACCGGGAGGACAGAUGGUGACGACCCUUAUAACUCAUAGUGUGGAGAUUGCAGCGUCCUUGAAGAUCCUUUCAGGAGAGAACUGGCGCCCUGAGGUCUACAUGGAUGCCCUCCGAGCAACCGGGUUCACAGAUGUCCGAAUGGAGGACAAGAAGGAUAAACACAUAAUUUACCAAGCAAUAUUUGCCACUGCCUCCAAGUGAAUGAUGCCAGGCCUUUCAGAGUACAAAUAAUGUUCGGGACAGGCUUAGCAUUCAUCUGUUUCACCACUUUCUGAAAGCUUACUCCCUUAGAAACUGUGUGAGCCACCGUAUAUGCCAUUUCUGUUGCUAGGUAGUGAUUCUUAAUGGCAGUUAAUGGCCAUUUAAUAUCCAAAACAGUUAUCUGAUGCUAGUGAGCUAUAAUUAAGCUACAGAAGUACUCUUCGUAAUGCCAUUUCUCAAUUCCUGUCUACCUCUGUUAUACACAAGACUAUAUAUUUCAUAAUAAUACUGUUUACAUUAAUGCAAAUACUGUUCACCUAAUUACUAAAGUUGCUAUAUAAUAUGCUACCAGUCUGUAAUAUUGAUACUAUUUUGAGUGUUAACUAGUUCUACAGUAUAUUCUAUACAA
Molecule: messenger RNA, 1159 nt
Organism: Anguilla anguilla (European eel)
Lineage: Eukaryota; Metazoa; Chordata; Actinopteri; Anguilliformes; Anguillidae
Exons: 2
Coding region: 118-750 (210 amino acids)
Biological process (GO): sterol biosynthetic process
Cellular component (GO): endoplasmic reticulum
Molecular function (GO): sterol 24-C-methyltransferase activity
Source: RefSeq, a predicted model, not a curated record